Molecule: messenger RNA, 1690 nt
Organism: Alligator mississippiensis (American alligator)
Lineage: Eukaryota; Metazoa; Chordata; Crocodylia; Alligatoridae
Gene: PITX1
Product: paired like homeodomain 1
Exons: 3
Coding region: 424-1332 (302 amino acids)
Biological process (GO): regulation of transcription by RNA polymerase II; anatomical structure morphogenesis
Cellular component (GO): nucleus
Molecular function (GO): RNA polymerase II cis-regulatory region sequence-specific DNA binding; DNA-binding transcription factor activity, RNA polymerase II-specific
Source: RefSeq, a predicted model, not a curated record
CGGGGCGAGCCCAGCGCGGGGCAUCACCCGGGAGCGGCGCUGGCGCGGGCGGGCGGGCAGAUCAGGCCCCGCCGGGGAGCGCGGCGGCUUUAAGAGCCGCCUGCCAGGGCGCCUGGAGCGGGCUCGCCGACCGAGAGCGCGGCGCGCGGGCAGGCAGGGCUGGCACCGCGGGCGGGCGGGCAGCGGGACGGGGCGGCUCGAGCCUCGCGGGGAGGAGCCGGCGGCGACUCCGGGCGUCUGUUCCCAGCCAGGUCCCUCGCAUCGCCGCCGCCUGCCGCCCGCUCCGAGCCGCGGCCGGGCCGAGCCGCGGCUCCGCUCCCGCAGCCUCGACGAGAACCGGGGGGACGCGCGCGGGGAGCGCCAGCGCUGCCUCCUUCGUGUGGAAUAAACACCUGCCGGCCCCGCCCCGCCGCGCCGCCGGCCAUGGACUCCUUUAAAGGGGGCAUGAAUUUGGAGAGGCUGCCGGAGAGCCUGCGCCCCCCGCCCGCCCACGACAUGGCCUCCGGCUUCCAUCUGCAGCGCGCCGCCGAGCCCCGCGACCCGCUGGACAACUCGGCCAGCGAGUCCUCCGACACCGAGGUGGCAGACAAGGAGCGCAGCGGCGAGCAGAAGAGCGAGGACGGCACCGCCGAGGACCCCGCGAAGAAAAAGAAGCAGCGGAGGCAAAGGACGCAUUUCACCAGCCAGCAGCUGCAGGAGCUGGAAGCCACUUUCCAGCGGAACCGCUACCCGGACAUGAGCAUGCGGGAGGAGAUCGCCGUGUGGACCAACCUCACGGAGCCGCGGGUCCGGGUGUGGUUCAAGAACCGCCGCGCCAAGUGGCGGAAGCGGGAGCGCAACCAGCAGAUGGACCUGUGCAAGAACGGCUACGUGCCGCAGUUCAGCGGGCUCAUGCAGCCCUACGAGGACGUGUACGCCGGCUACCCCUACAACAACUGGGCCGCCAAGAGCCUCACGCCCGCGCCGCUCUCCACCAAGAGCUUCACCUUCUUCAACUCCAUGAGCCCGCUGUCCUCGCAGUCCAUGUUCCCGGCGCCCAGCACCAUCUCCUCCAUGAACAUGCCGUCGGGCAUGGCGCACUCCGCCGUGCCGCCCAUGGCCGGCUCCGGCCUCAACAACAUCAACAACCUCAGCGGCUCCUCGCUCAACUCGGCCAUGUCGUCCAGCGCCUGCCCCUACGGCCCGCCCGGCUCGCCCUACAGCGUGUACCGGGACACGUGCAACUCCAGCCUGGCCAGCCUCAGACUGAAAUCCAAGCAGCACUCGGGCUUCGGCUACAGCGGCCUGCAGAGCCCGGGCUCCGGCCUCAACGCCUGCCAGUACAACAGCUGACGGUGCCCCGGGCCGGGGCCCGACGGGGCGGGCGCCGCGGACUUGGACUGGAAAGAACGCGAGUGAGAAGCGGAUGAGAUGCGAGGGGGGAAGAGAAAAGAAACCUUAAACAGAGGGGGAAAUAAUAAUAAUAAAUAAUAAUAAUAAUAAAUAAUAAUAAAUAAUAACGAGGAUGGGAAAAGAAAGGACCAGAAUUUUUUGCUUCGUGUCCUAGCAGAGACCCCGACACCGAAGACAUGGAUGAGUUGCAAUUUUUCUCUGGAUGAUGCGGGUUGUGUGUGUUUACUUGAACUUGCACAGACGUCUCGGAGAGCGGCCACUUUAUAGCGCUAUGGGGGGGGGGGCCGGCGGAGGGGCU